GAUUACUUCACACACACACACACACACACAAAGGAGGAGUUCUCGCUCCUCAGGAAUCCCUGCAAGCUCGGAUCGCUACUACGAAAACAUUUGUCUCAGUGGAUUAUCCUCACUGUCAGCAGGAGCCCAGCCAGAAUGAAACUAGUUCACGUAGCCCUGCUCUAUCUCGGCUCUGUGACCUUCUUCGGGGUGGAUGCUGCAAGAGUGGACGUAGCGACAGAGUUCAAAAGAAAAUGGACAAAAUGGGCACUAAGCCGAGCCAAGAGAGACGUGAAGCCUGCGGGCUUGCUCCGAGGGCUGGGGGCUGCCGCCGACGUGCUGCCUCUCAUACGCACCCAGGACGUGAAGGAGGAUUCCCGAGUCUCGCCUCCCAGCAACCGGGAGGAUGCUCACAUCCGCGUCAAGCGCUACCGCCAGAGCAUUAACAGAUUCCCCCACUUCCAAACAAAGGCGUGCCGCUUCGGGACGUGCACGGUGCAUUGGCUGGUCGACGAGCUCCACAGGGCGGCCGUCAACGAUAGGAACGAUGCCGCCCCCCCAAACAAGAUCAGCCCCCGGGGCUACGGCCGCCGGCGGCGUUCGCUGCCCGAGCGCCGCAGCCCAGCGCGCUCCCCCAGCUCCGGGCGGCGCCCACGGACGCGCCGGGCGCAGCCCCUCGCCGCCUUCCUCGGAGUCUAAUGCGCCGCAAGACCCGGCCGAGGCCGCCUCGACGGAUGGACUGAGACACGGGCUGAGA
This is a messenger RNA of Serinus canaria (Common canary), 736 nucleotides long. RefSeq names its product adrenomedullin (gene ADM). The record is from RefSeq and is a predicted model, not a curated record. Gene Ontology annotation, molecular function: adrenomedullin receptor binding; hormone activity. The transcript has 4 exons. Gene Ontology annotation, biological process: adenylate cyclase-activating G protein-coupled receptor signaling pathway; adrenomedullin receptor signaling pathway; regulation of systemic arterial blood pressure. NCBI's taxonomy places the organism in Eukaryota, Metazoa, Chordata, Aves, Passeriformes, Fringillidae. Bases 136 to 678 code for a protein of 180 amino acids. Gene Ontology annotation, cellular component: extracellular region.